Messenger RNA from Cuscuta epithymum, 2072 nucleotides. The record is from the annotation of a GenBank genome assembly. Lineage: Eukaryota; Viridiplantae; Streptophyta; Magnoliopsida; Solanales; Convolvulaceae.
CCAUGGUCGGGCAUUGGGCACAUGGCUGGUUGCGGACUUGCGUUUCGUACGAAGGGCCGUGUGUCCAUGGGACGCUCCCACAUGGUCGAGCUGAAUCCGCGUUUCAAUACACAAAUAAUGUCUGCCGCAGCAAAGUUUUUGUGAUGAAAACAAAAAUAACAGAUCCUUCCCCUCUUAUGAGAACAACAGCUCAACUGAACUGAACUGUCUUCUUCACGCCCAUCCAUUCCAUUUCUUUCAUCCAGGUUUCUACCUCUAUUGCUCUGCUCUUCUGUAAUUUCAAUUCCAUUUUAGCUUCUUUCUAUUAGUUCUUGAAGUUGGGAGCUUUGGUUUUCUUGAAGUUGGGAACUUUAGUUUUCUGAAGUUCUGAAGAAGUUAAACCCCCCUGAAGUUGUUUCUAACUACCUGUUUGAGUAACUCGAGAAAGGAAAUGGAAUAUUUUGAAGAAGCACUUCUAUAGUUGUCAAGGCUAAAGAUGCAAAGGGUAAGAGUAUCAUCUGAACAAUCUCCAGUACAUAAAUUGGGGGAUUCCAAUAUGACAUUGUCCCCCAAAUUCAGGAUAGCCAAACUAGGAUCCUCUCUGCUAGAUAAUUCCUCUAGGGACAAUGAAUUGGCUAUGAAGGGAGAAGCCCUGGUUCCUGGACUCCCAGAUGACUUGGCUCUCAAUUGCCUCCUCCGGAUCCCAGUUGACAACCAUCUUUCCUGUAGGGCCGUUAGUAAGCGAUGGUAUUUGCUCUUCGGCCACAAGGACAGGUUUUUCUCUAGGAGAAAAGAACUCUCCUUUCACGACCCGUGGCUUUUCGUUAUGGCCUUUCACAAACACACUGCCAAAAUCCAAUGGAAGGUGCUCGACCUAACCAACUUUUCUUGGCAUACAAUCCCGUCUAUGCCAUGCAAAGAAAACGCUGCCGCACAUGGCUUCCGUUGUGUCUCCCUUCCCCAUGAUGGUGUGAUGUUUGUUUGUGGUGGAUUGGUCUCAGAUACAGAUCAUCCGCUUAACUUGGUACUCCGAUACGAGCUCCAGACUAACCGUUGGACCGUCAUGAAAAGUAUGAUCACCCCACGCUCCUUUUUCGGAAUCGGACUUAUCAAUGGGAUGAUAUAUGUCGCUGGUGGAAAUGGAGCGGAGCUAUUCGAGCUCAACUCAGCCGAAGUCCUAAACCCUAAUAACGGGACAUGGAAACCUGUUUCGAGCAUAGGAAUGUAUCUUUCCUCAUACGAUUCAGCCGUUAUGAAUGGGAAGCUUUUCAUAACGGAAGGAUGGUUUUGGCCUUUUUAUGUUGUUCCUAUGGGACAAGCAUAUGACCCGAAAACCGAUACUUGGGAGAGUGUACCUUGUGGACUUAGAGAAGGUUGGACCGGUUCGAGUGUUGUGAUCGAAGGUCACCUGUUUGUUGUUACGGAACAUGAAAAAGCAAAAGUUAAGGUAUACUACUUUGAGACAGAUACUUGGGAAACGGUCGAUGGGCUUCCAUUGCCAGAGCAGAUAUACAAACCCUUCUGUGUCAGUUGUUACGACAAUAGGAUAAUCGUUGUAGGUCAUAACCUUAAGGUUGCCAUCGGACUUAUUAUGAAGCAACUUAAGGAUUGUGGUAAAGAGUUUUGCUUCAGUGUUCAAUGGCAAGUUAAGGAUGAAACACCCGACAGCCUAUCUGAAUUAUCACCAUCAAGUGCACAGGUUCUCUUUGGUUAGGUCCGUUUGGUUCUGGUUAAUUUAGCUUCUUAUGCUUAUCAACUGGGUAAGUAGCUUCUGACUUGUAUUAAAAGGAUAUUAUCAUUUUUCCUUUCAGAAAAGUCAGAUUAAGCCAUUCCAAUCAAAGCAUCAUCUAUUUAUAUAUACUUGGGUUUUCUUGCAUUCAGGUAAACGAUGUUUAACUUCAAAGAGGGGUGAAAAUUGAAAUGAUGACCAAAAUAUUAUACCUAGAGUUUUAACUGUAAAAGAAAACUGGUCUUUUAAAUAUUUCGAUAAUACUGACUAAAGUUCAGUAGCACUUUAUAAUUUGUGUACUAUACGACACUUUUUAGAUUAUUAUUGACAAGUGAUAAUUUAAAGAGCUCAAUUAAUGUUCGUA